This is a messenger RNA of Nerophis lumbriciformis (worm pipefish), 4187 nucleotides long. RefSeq names its product calcium/calmodulin-dependent protein kinase 1Da (gene camk1da). The record is from RefSeq and is a predicted model, not a curated record. Gene Ontology annotation, biological process: protein phosphorylation. NCBI's taxonomy places the organism in Eukaryota, Metazoa, Chordata, Actinopteri, Syngnathiformes, Syngnathidae. Gene Ontology annotation, molecular function: ATP binding; protein kinase activity.
UCACACGGUCCUAGGAGGAGGACUCACAUGGUCCUAGGAGGAGGACUCACACGGUCCUAGGAGGAGGACUCACACGGUCCUAGGAGGAGGAAUCACACGGUCCUAGUCCGAGGAGGACUCACUUGGACAUCUUUCUAACUUCUUUCUUCUCCCGCGUGUUAGUCCACACCUCCUAGUCCAGAGGAGUCUUGUGUUAGUCCACACCUCCUAGUCCAGGGGAGUCUUGUGUUAGUCCACACCUCCUAGUCCAGUGGAGUCUUGUGUUAGUCCACACCUCCUAGUCCAGGGGAGUCUUGUGUUAGUCCACACCUCUUAGUCCAGAGGAGUCUUGUGUUAGUCCACACCUCCUAGUCCAGAGGAGUUGGGCUCCCGUCAUGGCGCGGGAGAACGUGGAGGGUGGGCGGGGCCAGACGUGGAAGAAGCAGGUGGACGACAUCAAGAAGGUCUUUCAUCUCAAGGAGGUGCUCGGCACGGGAGCUUUUUCUGAGGUGGUGCUGGCCCAGGAGAAGCUGACAGGGAAGAUGUUUGCGGUCAAGUGCAUACCCAAGAAGGCUCUGAAGGGGAAAGAGAGCAGCUUGGAGAACGAGAUCGCCGUGCUGAGGAAGAUCAAACAUGAGAACAUUGUGGCUCUGGAGGACAUCUACGAGAGUCCGGACCACCUCUAUCUCAUCAUGCAGCUGGUGUCAGGCGGCGAGCUUUUUGACCGAAUCGUUGAGAAAGGUUUCUACACGGAGAAAGACGCCAGCGCGCUCAUCCGACAAGUGCUGGAUGCUGUCAACUACCUGCACAACAUGGGCAUCGUCCACAGAGACCUGAAGCCAGAGAACCUUCUGUACUUCAACCCUCACCACCACUCCAAGAUCAUGAUCAGCGACUUUGGCCUUUCCAAGAUGGAGGGAAGUGGUAACGUCAUGUCCACCGCAUGUGGCACACCAGGAUAUGUGGCACCAGAAGUUCUUGCCCAGAAGCCCUACAGCAAGGCAGUGGACUGCUGGUCCAUCGGAGUCAUCGCAUAUAUCCUGCUGUGUGGAUACCCUCCUUUUUACCACGACAACGACUCCAAGCUCUUCGAACAGAUCCUCAAAGCCGACUACGAGUUUGACGCUCCGUACUGGGACGACAUCUCCCACUCAGCUAAGGAUUUUAUCAGCAACCUCAUGGAGAAAGACCCCAGCAAGCGUUUCACCUGCCAGCAGGCACUCACACAUCCCUGGAUCUCGGGGGACACGGCCCUGUGCAAGAACAUCCAUGAGUCAGUUAGCCGGCAGAUGAAGAAGAACUUUGCCAAGAGCAAAUGGAGGCAAGCGUUCAACGCCACAGCGGUGGUUCGCCACAUGAGGCGGCUGCAGCUGAGCAGCAGCAUGGCGAGCAGCGUGGACGCCUCCAACACACACAGGCUGAGCCAGAAGGUGGCCCAGGGUCCCAACCAGGUGGCCCAGGGUCCCAACCAGGUGGCCCAGGGUCCCAACCAGGUGGCCCAGGGUUCCAACCAGGUAGCCCAGGGUCCCAACCAGGUGGCCCAGGGUCCCAACCAGGUUUACCAGGGUCCCAACCAGGUGGCCCAGGGUUCCAACCAGGUGGCCCAGGGUUCCAACCAGGUGGCCCAGAGUCCCAACCACGUGGCCCAGAGUCCCAACCAGGUGGCCCAGAGUCCCAACCAGGUGGCCCAGAGUCCCAACCAGGUGGACCAGAGUCCCAACCAGGUGGCCCACGGUCCCAACCAGGUGGCCCAGAGUCCCAAACAGGUGGCCCAGGGUUCCAACCAUGUGGCCCAGAGUCCCAACCAGGUGGCCCAGAGUCCCAAACAGGUGGCCCAGAGUCUCAACCAGGUGGACCAGAGUCCCAACCAGGUGGCCCAGGGUCCCAACCAGGUGGCCCAGAGUCCCAAACAGGUGGCCCAGGGUCCCAAACAGGUGGCCCAGGGUCCCAACCAGGUGGCCCAGGGUCCCAACCAGGUGGCCCAGGGUCCCAACCAGGUGGCCCAGAGUCCCAACCAGGUGGCCCAGAGUCCCAACCAGGUGGCCCAGAGUCCCAACCAGGUGGCCCAGAGUCCCAAACAGGUGGCCCAGGGUCCCAACCAGGUGGCCCAGAGUCCCAAACAGGUGGCCCAGAGUCCCAACCAGGCCGCUCCACGCAAGGAAUGUGUGCCCGCCACGCCCUGCAGUCUGGCGUCUGCAGCCGGUGCUCCGGCAGCGGGGGGGGAGGAGCUAGCCGAGCGCGCCCCUCGCAGGUGACCACCAUGGUGCUGACGGAGACCAAGUGACCAAGCUGUGAGGCGUCUGGAGGAGAGGACGGCCAUCUUCUUCAUCUCCUCCCUUCCUCUUCCUCCUCCUGCUCCUGGGCUGGUUCCUCCUCCUGCUCCAAGGCCAGCAGGAGGACUAAGUGGCGCCAUGGGAGUGUCCACUUUCUCUUUCUUCUUUCUCCUACUGGAAUGUUCCAUCUUGCUACAAGCGCCCUUCAUCCUCUUGAAAAAGUCAUCAGGAUGACCAAAUAAGGGCGUGCGUGAUCGCCACUACCUCAUGCAAAUGACCGGCUUUCCCAUAAUCCCUUGUGCUCGCCUAUUAUUGCUGAUGGAAACAACAACAUUCACCCUUUUUUUCUUCAGGCGCCUUCGUCUAUCUCAGGGGUCCCCAAACUUUAGGACCUGGGGGCCACAUUGGUUUGAAAGAAUUGGCCGGGGGCGGGGCUAUCUCUGUGUGUAAGUGUAUAUGUAUGUGUGUAUAUGUAUGUGUAAUUGUAUAUGUAUGUGUGUAUAUGUAUGUAGUGUGUGUAAGUGUAUAUGUAUGUGUGUAUAUGUACGUAUUAGGGUUGUACGGUACUAGUAUAGUAUUGCAGUACUAAUGAAUCAUAUUCGCUACUAUACUCUGUUUGAAAAGUACCGCUUCCCCUUUUUUGUACAGGCAUGACGACACGUGGUCACAUGGUGACAUUGCUGCUUUUACCUGCAGAGGAGCAUGUUGGGCAGCGCACACACACAGAGUACUUACAAGCAGACACAGUGUGUAGACAGAAAAGGGAGAAUGGACGCAUUUUGGUGUAAAAAGUCAAGAUAAAGGUGAAGUUAUAACACUGAAACACCCUCAGUGUUUUAGCUACUUCUAAAUCACUAAUCCUGGCCUCCGUGGUGACGAAUAAAAUACGUUUCUUACAAGUAUCAUUAUCACUGGAGGACGAAGAAUAGCUAAACAUGCUUCACUAGAAGGAUACAAUAGCUCACCACCGUCACAAUGUAAACAAAUGCCAUGGGUGGAUCUACACCUGACAUCCACUGUAAUGAUACCAAGUACAGGAGCGUAUCUAGUCGAUACUACUAUGAUUACAUUGAUAUUGUUUUAGCAUCACAAAAUCUUUUUUCCUUUUUAAACUUCAUAUGAUGUUUAUAAAGUCAGUAAAUACGUCCCUGGACACGUGAGAACUUUGAAUAUGACCAAUGUGUGAUCCUGUAACUACUUGGUAUCGACAUGAUCCAUACCUAAAAUGUGUGGUAUCAUCCAAAACUAGUGUCAAGUAUCAAAGAAGAGAAGAAUAAGUGAUUAUUACAUUUGAACAGAAGUGUAGAUAGAACAUAAGCAGAUAUUAACAGUAAAUGAACAAGUAGAUGAAUAAUCCAUUUUUACAGUUUGUCCCUCAUAAUGUGUAGAAAAUAAUAGGUGUAUAAAUGACACAAUAUGUUACUGCAUAAUUAGGAGUCUUUGUUUGUUUACUUACUACUAAAAGACAAGUUGUCUAUUUUAUUUAAGGACUAAAUGACAAUAAUAAACAUAUGUUUCAUGUACACUAACAUUUGUUGUUACAAUAAAGACAAUAAUGACAUUUUUUGAGCUCCUCUUUAUUUAGAAAAAUAUCAAAAUACAUUUUGGUACCGUCCAUCCAUCCAUCCAUUUUCUACCGCUUAUUCCCUUUGGGGUCGCGGGGGGGGGCGCUGGAGCCUAUCUCAGCUACAAUCGGGCGGAAGGCGGGGUACACCCUGGACAAGUCGCCACCUCAUCGCAGGGCCAUUUUGGUACCGGUACCAAAAUAUUGGUAUGGGGACAACCCUAGUAUGUGUGUAUAUGUAUGUGUAUGUAUGUAUUAAAUAUUUGUUUAUAUGUAUGUACAUAUGUGUAUACUGUAUAUACAGGAUGUGUAUAUACUGUAUAUGUAUGUACAAAAGCCAAAAGCAGUGAAGUUGUGUAAAUGGUAAAUAA